UUAACAUAAAAAGCCUAAAGAAAAUCAGAAGAAAAAAAAGAAAAAAUCAGAAACUCGAGGGGAAAAAAAAAAGAGAAGACAUUUCAUCAGAAGAAAAAAAGGAGAGAGAGAAGAGAAGAACAAUAAAAAAAAAGGAGAAAACUUUCAGUCGAUGGAAAAAUGGAGAUCGGAGAAGAAUAUCCUCCAUGACCAUUGAUCUUCAGAAAAGCUGGGAAGUGAGGACUGAUGUGUUCUGGUGGAGAGGGAAGACAAUGGAGUUGUGGAAAAGCGGGUGUAGUGAGUUUACAGAAAGUUGGAUCUUUGGUUCGAGAUUUGAGCGAGCCUUGUCUUUCACAAUCACCGAUUCAGGUUGUUAUAACUGUAAGAUCUUCUCUUUUACCCCUUUUUUGAUUCUCUUUUUUGUUAUCGGCAAAAUGCUUAAGCCAGAGAAGUGGCAGGCGUCUUUUGAUAGCGAGGGAAGAGUUUCUGGUUUCCAAAAGGCGCUCAAGUUAAUUAUUUUGGGGGGAAUCGAUCCGUCUAUUAGAGCUGAAGUUUGGGAAUUUCUCCUUGGCUGUUAUGCAUUGAGCAGCACCUCUGAGCACCGUAAGCAACUCAGGGUAGCUCGAAGGAAGCGGUACAAUGAAUUGCUCAAGCAAUGCCAGACGAUGCAUUCAAGUGUCGGAACUGGUUCACUUGCCUAUGUUGUUGGGUCUAAAGUCAUGGAUAUGCGGAAGUCUUAUAGAGAUGAGGCGGUAAAGGUUGCUACUACAGAUGAAAACAGAGGAGAAGCUUGUAUAGAUGAUAACGAUAAUGCUAAUACUGAAAACCAUCACAGCGAUUGGAGUAAUAAUGGUACUGAUACAUCUCAUGUACACAGAAGGGGAAGUUCCAGUGAGUCUGUCGAUUUAGUAAGCGGAAGAGAAAGUCCGGAGAGCGUAGUAUACAACACUUCCUCUUUUGUAUCUGCUUCUAGUCCGUAUGGCUUCACUUCCCCUGACGGUUAUUUCGACUUUCCCUCGCUGCCGGUUACAAAUUUGUUUGGGAGGAAUAGUUUAGAUAAGAUAGAGGUUUCUACGCCAGACAAGGAGGCUUCAUUGCAAAAUGAGUUAAGAUCCGAGGAUGAGGGAUUGCACCAUUUUCGAGUUGACAAGCAUGCUGAUUUAGUUAGAGAACAACAUAGGUCCACUUCAGAGAUCGAAGUGAUGCACCCGGAUUCUGUUGGACCAUCGUCUUAUUCUGGUUGCAAUGCAGAGUUUGUUAAUGGCUUGAGAAUAUCAGAUGUCCCUGAAAUGGCAUCAGUAAAGGAGACUCCUUUUCGUGUUGGGAAUGUCACAGAAGAUCGAGUGUCUGAAUGGCUUUGGACAUUGCAUCGAAUAGUUGUUGAUGUGGUAAGGACGGAUAGCCACCUUGAGUUCUACGAGGAUCCAGGAAACCUAGGAAGAAUGUCGGAUAUCCUUGCGGUUUAUGCUUGGGUUGAUCCUGCAACUGGUUAUUGCCAAGGAAUGAGUGAUUUAGUCUCUCCUUUUGUGGUUCUUUUUGAAGAUAAUGCGGAUGCCUUUUGGUGCUUUGAAAUGCUCAUAAGAAGAACGCGUGCGAAUUUCCAAAUGGAGGGACCAACAGGGGUGAUGGAUCAAUUGCAAUCACUGUGGCACAUAUUGCAACUCACAGAUAAAGAUAUCUUUUCUCACUUAACGCGUAUUGGUGCUGAAAGUCUUCAUUUUGCCUUCCGCAUGCUUUUAGUUCUGUUCCGACGGGAAUUGUCUUUUAAUGAAGCUCUCAGAAUGUGGGAGAUGAUGUGGGCAGCUGAUUAUGAUGAAUCUGUUGCUGAAACUUUGGAGAAUGAUUGCUUGGAGCCUUUGGUGAUUCAGCUACCAAGAAAACCUGAAGCUGAGGUGAGUGAAGAAACAAUAGAUGAUGGAAUUGGUAAUAGCACAAAGAGGGAACAAACAAUUUCAAAGAGUGGGCCAAUUUCAAAGAGCAGCGGUUUGUUGUCUAGGAGCGGUUUGCUGCCGAAGAGUGGUCCGUUGCCAAAGACCACUAGUCCAUUCUCUGACGAGAGUGGGGUAAAGUCAGCCUCUCCAUCAUCCUCCUCCACAUAUCACUUCUGUGGUUUGACAAGAAGUCUAUGGUCAAGGACCGAUAGAACAACACAUGUCCCUAGUGUAAUUUCAUCCAUCAAAAAAGGGGAUGAUGCUCUUCCUGUCUUUUGUGUGGCGGCGAUUUUAAUCAUGAACCGACAUAAGAUCAUGAAAGAAACUCGCUCGAUCGACGACAUGAUACAGAUCUUCAAUGAUAAGGUUCUUGUAUUUCGCGUGAGAAGGUGCAUACGCACAGCCAUGAAACUUCGUAGGAAAUACAUGUACAAGAGUCAGGUAAUCAAGACCAAGAGCAACACUCAAUCUCAGAACCACAACCAGGUUCAAAUCCAGCAUCAAACCCAUAUGGAGAGCCAGAAGCUGGAAGAGAUUCAGAACCAUGGUGAGAGCCAGAGCCAAACACCAAGUCGACAUCAUAGUCCUGCCGCUCAGAAUGGUGACUAGUCAGAUUCCACUUAUAACAGUAUAAUAAGAUAAAACCAAAAAGAAGAAGAAGAAGCUUACACAAGUAGGUCAUCUUUGAUAGAGAGUUUCGAGGAAAGGGUUUCUGUUUGAAGAUUCUGUGUCUACGACAUGUUUAACAACUAUUUUGAGCUAUCAGGAAGAAAAUAGCAAGAGAUUGGGAAGCUUGUGAGAUUCAAUCGCUUGGUACUUCACAAAAGAAGAGUCUAAAAGACUGCAGAGCCUUGGCAAAUAAAAUCGUAUUUUCUCUUUCUUGCGGGAACAAUUUUGAUUGCAUACCCUUUUAUACUUAUGUGAAUAUCAGCAAAAAAAUUAUACUUUAUAGAAACACGAAAAGAAUCAAUCUGUUUUUUUAGCUAUAGAGAAGUCUCUUUCACGGCGAUAACAAUGUAAUAAAUGAACAAAAUUUAUAUCUGAAAGAUAGAUUUUCAAUAUUUUUUUCCUGUUUAUACGUUUUGUUUUUAUUCUUCUUGCAAUCACAGAAAUUAAAGAGAGAGAGAAUGUGACUUUUGUGUUUAGUUUCUACGCCUGCAAUCUCUUCGUAUCUCACCUUCGUUUUUAGUUAACACAUUUAUGGCUCCCAUCUUGAACAUCGAAAGAGCAAAUGAUUUUCGAAAAUCCUCAAAACUCUGAGAGAAUUCCUCAGAGAUUCGCUUGGUGGCCUUAUUGUAAAGCAGUUGUUGGUCUACUUCAAGUACAGACUUGUUCGAUAGAAUCCGCGAGUAGAACGAGCUUGUGAAGCUGUGGUUUGAGCCUGUGUCCGGGUUUAGAUACACGAGCGGGUCGGUCUGGCCUUUCCUGGUUCGAGGUGGACAUUGCUUUGCCAUUUCAGACACGAAAGACUUGUUCAUAUAUGGGCUUGGUUUACCGGUUUUGUUGAAAUUGUAGAGACGGUCAACGAUGUAGCUGCAAUGUGUUCUCCCCAUUGAAUGUGAUCCUGAUUAAGUGUAGCCAUGUCAAGAACACUCAAGCCUCUGGAUUUGAAGUAAGCCAUGGCUGUAUCCCAUGAGAUGGACGGUGAUGGUAGGUCCACGGUUUGCUUAUCAGACGUGAAGCCAUCUCUCCUGCCUGUGAACACAGGAUACGAUGGUGCACCCGCCUGUAGGAAACCAUUAAAC
This is a messenger RNA of Thlaspi arvense, 3655 nucleotides long. The record is from the annotation of a GenBank genome assembly. Lineage: Eukaryota; Viridiplantae; Streptophyta; Magnoliopsida; Brassicales; Brassicaceae.